GUGAUUCGCGGACACGCUCACUAGUAGUAUAACUUGCACGGAACGGUUUUAGGAGUCGCUCGCUCUGAAUUAGGAAGAAAUUGCUACUGAAAGGCACAAAAAUAUGUGUACUUCGAUCGAAACUGCAGCACUCGCCCCGCGUUUCUAACCUCAACCCGACGACCAAAACAAAACUGCACGACCCACCUCGACUACUGCAUGACACCGUCCCCCAAACCUGAGUGGAAAAAUCAGGAAUAAUUUGUUUUUUUUUUGUGAAUUGAAACGCUUUUAAAUAAGAAACACGCGCGUUUAACAUUUCGCAGUUUUACGGAGGACACAAUUAAUGCUGUAGCCAUCCGCCUGUGGUACAAGGAGAUGCUGCAGGAGCCGUUUUAGUUACGAUGGCUUCGGUUCCGGAUAUUAUCAAGGUACAGCGCUCUGUCCACGAUCCCGCGAAUCCGCUGGUAUAUCUUGAUGUGAAAAUCGGCAAGGAAAGCGUUGGCCGCAUCCUGAUAGAACUACGAGCGGAUGUCGUUCCGCGGACGGCGGAAAACUUCCGAGCGUUGUGCACGGGAGAGAAGGGCACGGCAGCCGCCAGCGGUACGCGGCUUCACUACGAGGGCAGCAAGUUCCACCGAGUAAAGUCCCUGUUCAUGUCUCAAGGCGGUGACAUCGUUAGCUUCAACGGCACCAGUGGCGAAAGCAUUUACGGAGAUACCUUUGAGGACGAAAACUUUCAUCUCUUGCAUGAAGAUGGUGCAGUAUCGAUGGCAAACCUUGGGAAACCCCACACAAACAAUUCCCAGUUUUUCAUCACCUCCGGCGAGUGUCCGCAUCUGAACGGGACGAACGUGGUCGUCGGCUAUGUAAUACGAGGCGGAGGCAUUAUCGGAGAGAUGGAACGAAACUCGAGCGAAGCAGGGGAACCCCUGCUACCGAUCGUGAUUGAACAUUGCGGUCAAAUUGAAGCAGGCAACGAUUGGUGCAUAAACGACAGCGAUGAUGAGCUCGACCGGUUGCCACCGUUUCCAGAGGAUUGGGAGAAAUUUUACGAUUCUUUUACGGUCGUUGAAAUGCUGCAGUACCUGAACUGGAUUCGAAACGCAGGCAACAGAUUCUUUCGAGAGGGAGAUGAUGUGCGUGCGAAUCGACGCUACAAGAAAGCGGAACGUUACUACAACUUCUUCACGAACCAACUCAAUCGACAGUGUCCGCGUGAACACAGGACACAGCUGGAGCAGUUCCAGCUGCUGAACUGCCUCAAUCAGGCCGCCGUUCGCUUACGGCUGAAGGAGUUCGCGAACGUCGUGCACGCGUGCAAUGCCGCACUAGUGAUCGAUCCCAAGAACACCAAGGCCCUGUACCGGCGCGGACUGGCACAGAACGAAAUGCGUAACUACGAGCGGGCUUUGGAAGAUUUGGGUCGCGCGCUGCAGCGACUACCAGAGGACAAACUUAUACAGAGUGAAUACGAAAGAACACGCAAGAAUAUGCUCGAUUACACGCAGCAGCAACGAAAGGCGCUCUCCAAGCUUUUCCAAUAAUGGCUAACGGCUCUCCACGGUCAAUGUCUAAAUUAAUGUGUCCAUGUCGAUCGUCGAUGUCCAGCGGGCAUGUAUGUAUUUUUUACGUUUGUUGAGCAAUUCUCUGCUAAACUUUGAUGUAAAUAAAUGUUGUAAACGGCACAACCGAUCCGGAAA
Molecule: messenger RNA, 1682 nt
Organism: Anopheles aquasalis
Lineage: Eukaryota; Metazoa; Arthropoda; Insecta; Diptera; Culicidae
Gene: Cyp40
Product: Cyclophilin 40
Biological process (GO): protein folding; protein peptidyl-prolyl isomerization
Cellular component (GO): mitochondrion; cytoplasm
Molecular function (GO): peptidyl-prolyl cis-trans isomerase activity; protein binding; cyclosporin A binding
Source: RefSeq, a predicted model, not a curated record